Molecule: messenger RNA, 3050 nt
Organism: Caretta caretta (loggerhead turtle)
Lineage: Eukaryota; Metazoa; Chordata; Testudines; Cheloniidae
Gene: SCD5
Product: stearoyl-CoA desaturase 5
Biological process (GO): unsaturated fatty acid biosynthetic process
Cellular component (GO): endoplasmic reticulum membrane
Molecular function (GO): iron ion binding; stearoyl-CoA 9-desaturase activity
Source: RefSeq, a predicted model, not a curated record
CCCCCCCUUUUUUCUUCCCUCUGUUGCUGUGCGGAGUUCAGUUCUGGCACAGCAGGAGCAUCAUGGAUGAGAUGCUAGCAACAGAUGCUGUGCUCCAGGACUUGCAUUCGUAGGGUUUAUUUAAACCUGGUCUGAAGGGGAAAGAAGGCAGGGGAAAAAAUCCCCAACCUAAAAAGAAGAACAAUCCUCGUCCGUUACAACAAAUAAAUCAUCAACCCUCCAAGCAAGCAACUACUCACCUUCGCUGUCAGACUGGUAGCCGCUCUCAGACCCUGGUCCGUGGGGCACCGCACAAGCUUGGGCGCAUAGGCACACUCAGACCUUGCUUCCUCAGCUAUGCCGGGCCCAGGAGCCAACUGUGCAGUGGCUGGAGAGAAAAGGACCCCCUUCUGUGAUGGGAGAGAAGAAAGCCCGUUAGGAUCAAAAGCCGAGAGCAGCGAGGGGAAUGCCAGCUAUAGCCAGCAGAUUGUCUGGAGGAAUGUCGUCCUAAUGACACUGCUUCACAUCGGAGCUGUGUACUCCCUCUGCCUCAUUCCCAAGGCCCAGCUGCUUACUUUGAUCUGGGCAUAUUUGUGUUUCCUAAUGACGGCUCUGGGGGUGACAGCUGGUGCACAUCGUUUAUGGAGUCAUAGGUCCUACAAAGCCAAGCUGCCUUUGAGGAUGUUCCUGGCUGCAGCUAACUCCAUGGCUUUUCAGAAUGACAUUUUUGAGUGGUGUCGAGACCACCGGGUGCAUCACAAGUACUCAGAGACGGACGCUGACCCCCACAAUGCGUGUCGUGGCUUCUUCUUCUCCCAUAUCGGCUGGCUCUUUGUCCGCAAGCAUCGCGAUGUCAUAGAAAAAGGCAGGAAGUUGGAUUUCACUGACCUGCUGGAUGACCCUGUUGUGCGGUUUCAAAGAAAGUACUAUAAGAGUUCAGUAGUGCUAAUGUGCUUUGUGAUCCCCACCCUGGUGCCCUGGUACAUCUGGGAGGAGAGUCUGUGGAAUUCCUACUUCCUUGCUUCCAUCCUUCGUUACACCGUCUCACUCAACGUCACCUGGCUGGUCAACAGCGCAGCUCACAUGUACGGCAAUCGACCCUAUGACAAGUACAUCAGCCCCCGGCAGAAUGCAUUUGUCACUUUAGGAGCCAUUGGUGAAGGCUUCCACAAUUACCAUCACACCUUUCCAUUUGAUUAUUCAGCCAGCGAGCUUGGCUUGAAAUUCAACCCAACCACAUGGUUCAUUGACUUCAUGUUUUGGUUGGGGUUGGUUACUGACCGAAAACAGGCUCCCAAGGAGAUGAUCUUAGCCCGCAAAGAGAGGACUGGUGAUGGCAGUGCUUGAAAAUGUAACAUUUCUGUGUAAAUCGAUGCUGUCGUGUGUGUCUGUAUGUGUGUGUGUGUGUGUGCAUUUUUUCUUUGGGAAAAAUAGUUUUUUCAGAUAAAAUGGGCUAAAUUAAUCCCUGGGAUAACUCCGUUUACUUUAGUGGCUUUAUGUCAGGGGUGAAUUUCGUCCCAAUUCUUUUCGUAUUAGCUGUUUUAUGUCCAAAUCCCAGACUAUUAAGUGUAAAAAUAUUGGAUAUUAUUUAAUAUUAGUGUUAAACAUCCUAGAUCUUUGAUUUUAGUCAUUCUAGUUUAAGUCCAGUGUACACUGUAAUAUGCUUGUUCGUGUUAACCCUGGCAAGAUGGAGGAGUUAACUAUCCUUUCAAAGUGCGGUCCAGGUGAAUGUUUGUUUUGUUUUUACUAGUCGACCAAACAUACUUUGAGACAUAAUUUUUGGGGGGGGGGAGGCGAGGGGGGUUGCAGAUAGGGCCUGAUAUGCUGUUGCAAAAACAAACAGAAAAGAAUGUUUAAAAAAUCCCCUGUACUGGGGAAAAUCAGUUUUAAAAAAGAUGUUUGUCUGAAAAUCUGUUUCCUUAUUUUUCUUUAUCCUGGUUGCAAGACCCUUGCUCCACUGUCUUUGUUUAUAUGAAAUUCAUUUAUUGCUAAGCAGGCUUUUGUGUUAAAAGCUACACACUAUACAAGCCAAAAUACAAACUGAUGCCAUGCUUAGCUGAUUCGUUCAUUGUCACAUAAACAUUGUAACUCGUAAUGAUAUACUGCUCAACUAUGUCUUAAACCAAAAAAAAGCUUCGAUUUAAAUGUUUGGAGACCUAAUUUAUAUUCUAACAGGUCACAACCACAGCUGCAUGCAUAUUUUAGCUACUUCUGCACAAUAGGUGUCUUAAUUUUUUUCCCAGCUUUCACUAUCAGGUCUUUAAAACCUGGCCUUUAUCUAGAUCACAGUUUUUCCUUAUGUUACAACUGCAUGCAGCCUCUAUUGGUUUCAGAGCAAAAUAUAUAUUAAAAAAGUUAUGUAGCUUCUGGAUUUAACAGUUGCCUUGUAAUGUCCGAUUUAAUGGGACCUACAGCCCUUUGUAUUAGAUGGUAGCCAGUGCAGGAGAAAGGCUUUAUAUUGUCUGCACUGGAGCACUUUUGAAGACAGAGGGCCUGAUUCUCAUUUACAGGGUUUGUCUACACUUAAAAUGCUACAGCUGCACCGCUUCACGGCCUAUGCUGAUGGGAGGGGUUAGGUACUCCACCUCCCCGAGAGGCACUAACUAGCUCGAUGGAAGAAUUCUUCUAUCAACCUAGCGUUGUCUACACAGGGGCUUAGGUCAGCUUAACUAUGUUCUGGGGUGUGUGGAUUUUUCACACCCCUGACCAACAUAGUUAAACCGGUCUAAUUUUCUAGUGUAGCCCAGGCCUAAGAUUCCCUUUGCCCUUUUCUGGCAGCGUGCAUGUGCCCACUUUCACGCCCAUUUACACUGCAAAGGGAGGAGGGAGGGAUGGUCUUAGUAUAAAUGAGAAUCAGGCCAAGUUAUUUUCAGGAAAGAUGUACAAUUUUCAAACCAAACUCAGUUCUUUUGGGUUUGUUUCAGUUUUCUUUAGUUUUGUUUUUUUAAAUGAUGCCAAUAUAAAAUAAUUGUCCUUAUUCUGUACUUCAUCCAGCAGGUGUUUAACAGUGUUAAUUUGCCAUUAAUGACAUGUAAACUCUUGAAUAAUUUACAAUAAACAGCUAUGAAUUA